Chrysemys picta bellii (western painted turtle) is the source of this 1281-nucleotide messenger RNA. Lineage: Eukaryota; Metazoa; Chordata; Testudines; Emydidae. The record is from RefSeq and is a predicted model, not a curated record.
AUGGAGGGAGGAAUGGAAACUAAAUGGAAGUCCCUGUCCCAGCCACCUGGAUUUACCCUGGCGGUGCCGCAAUCGGUGUCCGUGCAGGAGGGUCUCUGCAUUCUCAUCCCCUGCAACUUCACGUACCCAGCCUCGUACGACACCGACAAUCCCUCGGACGAGCUAUACGGACAAUGGUACAGGGAGCCUGCUAUUAUGGGCCAGGAUCCGCCUGUGGCCAGCAGUCUCCCCAGCGGGGGGGUGUCGCAGGAGACCCAGGGCGGGUUCCGGCUGAUGGGGGAUCCAGCGCUCGGCGACUGCUCCCUGCAAAUCAGUGAUGCCCGACGGAGGGAUGCAGGGAGAUAUUUCCUUUACAUCGAGAAAGGCAUGUUAGAUCACACUUACCGCUCCAAUUCCGAUGGCACUGCCCCUGCGCUCACGAUCUCCGUGCCAGAGCUGACGGAGGAGCCAGAGAUCCAGUUCUCACCGGCGUGGGGGAUGCCAGGGAUGCUGCUGGCCGGGGAGCCAGUAACUGUGACCUGCACGGCCCCCGGGCGCUGCUCCAGGACCCCUCCCCGAGUUACCUGGAUGGGGCCAUUCAGCAACACAGCCCGGGGCGUCUCAGCCCAGCUGCCAAACGGCACCUGGGCCCACAGCUCCGAGCUCACCAUCACACCCGGCCUCGGGGACCACGGCAAAGAGCUGGUCUGCAACGUCACCUACCACCCACCACAAGGACCUUCCACCAGCAGAACCAUCCAGCUCCACGUUGACUACCCACCCAGGCCCCCCAACAUCACCGGAACCCUGACCAGGAAUGGACGCCCCGUGCCAGAUGUGUGGGGAGCUGAGGGCGAUGUUGUGUCUCUGGAGACCCAGGAGGGCGACUCCCUGAGUCUGAGCUGUGAGGCUGGGAGCAGAGUUGACGCCAACCUGAGCUGGGCCAAGGAGAAUGAGUCCCUGAGCCCCAGCCAGGGAGGGGCCGGGCGCCUGGAGCUGCCGAAUCUCAGCGGAGGGAACGCAGGGGAGUAUUGGUGCUGGGCGAAGAAUUCCUAUGGAUCGGCCAGCCGGGCCCUGCGUGUGCACGUGCAGUACCCAACCGCGCCCCCCAACUCCACUGGGAACCUGAUGACGGAUGGACACCUUGGUGGGCUCACUCGGGCAUUUAUCGAAAUCAGCUGCAAACUCGUCUUCAUGGCGACUGGAUUCUUCAUGGCCUAUUACCUCACCCUGCUCUAUUACAGACGAAGGAAGGACAGGCCAGGGGCCAGGGAAUCCACGGUGUCUGAGUCCAGCAUGUAG